UUUCCCGGAAAAUUAAGAAGAUAAUCUCGGCAUUGCAUAUUCCAUAAUAGACCAAUAAUCAUCUUAAAAAAAACAAAAACAAAGCAGAGAAGAGAAGAGAGAGAAUCAAUUGCCAAUCUCUGAAAGCUUCAAAACAAUUCCAUGGCGUCUCGUAGGCGUGUGCUACUCAAGGUCAUCAUUCUUGGCGACAGCGGGGUAGGGAAGACGUCUCUGAUGAAUCAAUAUGUGAAUAGGAGGUUCAGUAAUCAGUACAAAGCUACAAUUGGGGCUGAUUUCUUGACCAAAGAAGUCAAGUUUGAGGAUAGGCUUUUCACAUUGCAGAUAUGGGAUACAGCUGGACAGGAAAGAUUUCAGAGCCUUGGUGUCGCUUUUUACCGUGGAGCAGACUGUUGUGUUCUUGUUUAUGAUGUGAACGUCAUGAAAUCAUUUGAUAACCUCAACAACUGGAGGGAGGAGUUCCUGAUUCAGGCCAGUCCACCUGACCCUGAAAACUUCCCAUUUAUUGUACUGGGGAACAAGAUUGAUGUUGAUAGCGGAAAUAGCCGAGUGGUGUCUGAGAAGAAGGCAAGGGCAUGGUGUGCUUCCAAGGGAAAUAUUCCUUACUUUGAAACUUCUGCAAAAGAAGGUUUCAAUGUAGAAGCUGCUUUCCAGUGCAUAGCCAAAAAUGCUCUAAACCAUGAACCCGAGGAAGAAAUAUACCUUCCCGAAACUAUUGAUGUGGCGGGUGGACUACAGCAAAAAUCUUCUGGUUGCGAAUGUUAGAAGUUCUUUCUGCCGGUUACUUUGUAUUUUAAAGGGAUAGAAACCACCGUCAUUUUCACUUUCACUCAGCUCAUGGCAAUAAUCUGAGGAAUUCUUAAAACAAAAGCUCGAUGUAAUUUUAUGUGACUAAGCAAAAAGCAUGUCGAUUGUUAUAGUGAUUUUUGGUUUUUUUGUUCCCUCAAUGUUCAAUCCCUUUUUAAGUUUUUCAUUUUCCCCAAUUCUAUUUGUUUUGUAUUGAAAUUUCUGGGUUUUGCAGCACUUCAAUCUGAUUGUUGUUUUGUGUAUCAGAUAAUAAACUUUUUUUUCCCC
Messenger RNA from Camellia sinensis, 1071 nucleotides. Its product is annotated as ras-related protein Rab7. Lineage: Eukaryota; Viridiplantae; Streptophyta; Magnoliopsida; Ericales; Theaceae. Gene Ontology annotation, cellular component: vacuolar membrane. Gene Ontology annotation, molecular function: GTP binding; GTPase activity. The record is from RefSeq and is a predicted model, not a curated record.